AUGGAAGAAUAUAGGAGAUGCUUGGAGAGGCAAGAGCGAGAAAGAAAUGAGAGAAACCGUAGAGCCGAUGAAAUCAAUGAGUUGCAGAGACAAGUCGAUGAACAAGUUCUCAUAGCAGUGGCUUUGCAAGAUGAAGAGAACCAAGGUCGUCGUCGUGGUUCACAAGUCGGCCGUCGCCGGAAUGUGGACAGACAUAGGCAUUCUCGAGGUAAGAAUCUUUUGGAAGAUUAUUUUGUCCCAACUGCUUUGUACUCUGAUGUUGAUUUUCGAAGGCGAUUUAGAAUGCAACCCCAUUUGUUCAAUAAAGUCAUGCAUGAUAUUUGCAAUUAUGAUGCAUACUUUGUUCAAAAGUGUGAUGCUGCUAGCGUUUUAGGGCUUCUUCCGGAGCAAAAACUUACAGUUGUUAUACGAAUGUUGGCGUAUGGAGCAUCUGCUAAUCAGGUGGAUGAGAUUUCCCGAAUGGGGAAGUCCACUACGUUAGAGGCUUUGCAUGCCUUCUUCGGAGUUGCCGGAACCCAAAAUGACCUCAACGUGCUGGGUCAAUCUUUGGUCUUCAAUGAUGUUUUGAGAGGCCAAGGCACAAAUAUCACAUAUCAAGUCAACAAUACAGUCUACCAAACGAGGUAUUAUCUAGCUGACGGCAUCUACCCAAGGUGGACCACAUUUGUCAAAUCCAUUCCAAAUCCCCGAUCCCAUAAGCAAAAAUUAUUUGAUACCUAUCAAGAAGGAUACAGGAAAGAUGUCGAAAGGUGUUUUGGCAUCUUUCAAGCUCGGUGGUUGAUUAUUCAAGGUGCGGCCUGUAUGUUUGAUGAGGAGAUCCUCAUAAGCAUUAUGAUGACUUGCAUCAUCCUCCAUAAUAUGAUUGUGGAGGAUGAGUACGAUUAUGAUGCUUUAGAGGUCUACGAACCGGAUCCAAUGAACACGGCCUUGACCAGGAUUUAUGAAAGGCCGAUGGGGCCAAGUGGAGAACCGUUUGAGCCGGAACCGUUGGUGAAGGACGGUCGUUUCAUGACCCUGAUGAUAGAUCGAUAUACAGAGAUGCAAUCUUCAUAUAUUCAUGAAAGGCGUCAACUUGACUUGAUGGAGCAUCUAUGGGCGGUGAAAAGCAAUGAAGAUGAAUGA
Messenger RNA from Prunus armeniaca (apricot), 1122 nucleotides. The record is from the annotation of a GenBank genome assembly. Lineage: Eukaryota; Viridiplantae; Streptophyta; Magnoliopsida; Rosales; Rosaceae.